Messenger RNA from Quercus lobata, 2340 nucleotides. RefSeq lists its product as uncharacterized. The coding region runs from base 1 to 2340 and encodes 779 amino acids. Gene Ontology annotation, molecular function: RNA-DNA hybrid ribonuclease activity; nucleic acid binding. Gene Ontology annotation, biological process: DNA integration. NCBI's taxonomy places the organism in Eukaryota, Viridiplantae, Streptophyta, Magnoliopsida, Fagales, Fagaceae. The transcript is spliced from 6 exons. The record is from RefSeq and is a predicted model, not a curated record.
AUGGCGGGAAAGCCUAGGAAACGCAACCCGAACUUAUAUUGCCACUAUCAUCAGGAUCAUGGGCACAUGACAGAAGAUUAUAGGAAUCUGUGGGACCAUUUGGAACAGUUGGUCCGAAAAGGGAGAUUGAAGUACGAUGUUAAAAGGGUGAUGAUUGAUCAAGGUAGCGCGGCGGAUGUAAUGUACCCAGACUUAUAUAAGGGGCUAGGUUUGAAGCCAGAGGACUUAACACCAUACAACUCCCCUCUAGUGAGUUAUGAGGGAAGGAUGGUAGCUCCAAAGAGACUGAUCAGACUACCUAUGCAAACUGGUAUAGAUGUAGUGGAGGUGGACUUCAUUAUUGUAGACGUUUUCUCUCCAUACACGACGAUUAUGGGCAGACCUUGGCUUCACACCUUGGGAGCAAUUUCAUCCACUCUCCAUCAGAAAGUGAAGUACCCAUCCGGAGGCAAAGUAGUGGAGAUAGUAGGAAACCAGGUUGCAGCUCGACAAUGCUUGGUAACGGCUAUACAAUAUCGGCCAGAAGCAGAGGCCUCGGCUACUAUCGAUAAGGGGCUCUGGAAAGUUCUUAGGGUACAUGGUGACUCACAGAGGCAUGAAGUGAACCCAGACCAGAUCAAGGCCAACAACGAUUUACAAGCAUCUCGGAACCCAAAAAAAGUACAGAGAUUGACUGGAAUGACAGCUGCAUUGAACCGAUUUAUCUCUAAAUCGGCUGAGAGGUGUCAUCCAUUUUUCCUUCUACUGCACAAGUGGAAGGGAUUCGAAUGGACCAAAGAGUGCGAUGUGGCGUUUCAGCAGUUGAAGAGAUACCUGUCCAAGCCGCCGAUCAUGUCUAGUCCCGAGGUGGAUGAAGUGUUGUUUGCUUAUCUGGCAGUUGCCCCCCAUGCAGUUAGCUUUGUCUUAAUACGAGAGGACAAUGACGUUCAAAGACCAGUUUACUAUGUAAGUAAGUCUCUUCACGAAGCCGAAGUGAGAAGUGCUGAUUACACUGGAAGGAUUGCUAAGUGGAGCACAAUCCUAGGUGCUUUCAAUAACAAAUAUAUGUCUCGCACCUCGGUGAAGGGCCAAGUCCUUGCUGAUCUGGUGGCCGAGUUCGCUGAAUGCCUAGAAGAAGCUAACAUGAAACAAAAUGACAUGGAUGAAAAAUCGGUUGGACUAAUCUCCACACAAUGCACUCCUCCUUGGCGAGUAUAUGUAGACGAAGCAGCAAACCAACGGGGUUCAGGAUUGGGGCUAGUUUUGAUAUCCCCAAAAGAUGUCAUCAUUGAGAAGUCCUUGAGGCUGGGAUUUUCUACUACUAACAACGAAGCAGAAUACGAAGCCUUAUUGAUGGGAAUGAGCAUGGUCCAAAAAAUGGGUAGAAAGGUAGUAGAAUUAUUCUCGGAUUCAAGAUUAGUAGUCGGCCAAGUGAAGGGAGAAUUGGAAGCUCGAGAUCCAAGAAUACAGGGGUAUUUAAAUCAAGUUAGGCGUAUGCAAACGAAAUUUGAGUCUUUCAACUUGUCGCAUAUCCCCCAAGGUGAAAAUACUCACGCUGAUUCCCUAGCAACCCUUGCCACCUCUUCGAUGCGGGAUUUUCCUCGAGUGAUCAUCGUUAAAGAUUUACGUACCCCCUCCUCACUAGAAAAUGACGUUUGCCAGGUUUAUCAAGUCAAUCUAGCGCUAAGUUGGAUAGAUCCCAUAUCAAAAUAUCUUGAAAGUGACAUCCUGCCCGAAGAGAAAGUAGAAGCUGAGAAAAUAUGCAGGAAAGCUCCUCGGUUUUGGUUAUCCGAGGACAAGAAGUUAUACAAACAAUCCUUUUCUGGACCGUACCUGCAUUGUGUGCAUCCCAAGACGACAGAGUCAAUCCUAGAAGAGCUGCAUGAAGACAUUUGUGGAAGUCAUACAGGGGGAAAAUCCCUAUCACACCGGGCCAUUACACAAGGAUAUUGGUGGCCAAAUAUGCAGAAGGAAGCGCAGGAAUAUGUUAGGAAAUGUGACCAGUGCCAAAGAUUCGCUCUAAACAUCCACCUACAUGGAAGAAGUCUUAACCCUCUUUCCAGCCCUUGGCCAGACGUGGAUGUUAAGAGGUUUAUCUGGAAGAAUAUUGUCACGCAAUUUGGAACUCCACGCACCCUUGUCUCGGAUAACGGCCUUCAGUUUGACAGUAAGGCCUUCAGGCAAUACUGUUCAGACUUAGGUAUAAAGAACAGGUACUCCACUCCGGCCUAUCCUCAAGGGAAUGGGCAAGCAGAAGCUGUUAAUAAAGUAAUAAUUAGUGGACUCAAGAAGAGGAGAUCUGGUGCUGAGGAAGGUUCUGGGAACCACCAAAAAUCUAGCUUGGGGAAAACUGGGGCCUAA